GAAAGAGAGAGAGAGAGAGAGAGAGAGAGAGAGAGAGAGAGAGAGAGAAAGAGUAAAAGAAAGAGUAAGAGUAUCUACAUACAUUCGUGGGCGGUGAGUGAUUGUGUGAUCGUCGGUGGCCAGUUUCCAUUGGAAGUCAUGCGAGAUACCAGCGAUAUGACGGAGGACGCCCUGUCAGAGGACACCAUGAUGGAUUGCGGAGGAGACGGUGGAGCUUUAGAAGAUUUCGUCGAAUUGGCGACUGACAUUGCUGAUUCCUCACGAACCAUACGAGAUGCUGCUGAAAGGUUGCUGACAUUAUUGGGCGUAGACGAUGAAAACGAUGAUCUCCUUUCCUCUUCCGAAGACGAGGGUGUCGAGGUAGACGUAGAAGACGAAGAGGACGAGGAUCGACCUGAAAAUACAAGGUUACUUCAUCAAUUAGCGGCAUCGUUGGCACAAGAGUUGAAAUAUUCACAGCAGAAGCAUGACCCAGGACCUACGAGGAUAAUUGCCCAAGGACGGGGAAACUUCGACGAGAGAGAUCAAAAUGUUGAGAUGGUCCAGGACGAUAGUUUCCACGGUCAAAGUCCUUUUCGAAAUCAGAUUGACCUAAAAACGUCGGACAGUCAAUUCCAUGGUGAUCCCUUUGUUCAGAAUCAAUUCGCUCCUACAAGGAGAUACUCCUUUGGGUAUUCUUUCCAAGGUCAUUCAAAUGAUCUCGACGUUUUUGAAACGAAGGAGAGUUUAAAGACGUCGAAUCGUCAUCAUUAUCGUCAUUAUCAUCAUCAUCAUCAUCAUCAUCAUCAUCAUCGUCGUCGUCGUCGUCAUCGUCAUCAUCAUCAUCAUCAGCAGCAGCAGCAGCAACAGCAGCAACAACAGCAGCAGCAGCAGCAGCAGCAGCAUCGUUCGAAGAUGAAUGACGAACAAGAGGAAAGAUCGAUCCUUCAUCGGGAUCACGUUUCUGGAUCUUGGGGUUCUGGCUGGGAUGCCUGUGCCACGGAAGCUUUGAGAUAUCUCGUGGAAGACGAAGGACUGCCAGCUCAUCAUCCAACCGUCCUAGCAAUGAAAAAUCAUCUUGAGCUUCAAAGAGGACGAGUAUUCGCUCAGUACACCGCAUAAACGAGUUUAACGAGUUGCGAGAGUUGUCUCGGUACACAUUCGUCGAGGCACCCAUAUAUAUUGUGAUAAUCGUGCGCGGAUCCGUGAUCGAUACGACGAUAAGACGCGAGAGUCUCUCUGUCUCCGUAUAACGUUGUCUCGUUCUCCUCAGUCGUUCGCAUUUUGCAGAAAUGCAGUUUUCAUCGUAAACUCAAAAUGGAAUACGCUUAUAUCGGCCCUGUCGGAUGGAUCAAAACGGACAGGAGCUGCAAAUACGCUUUUGAUAAAACGAAGGUUAGAAGAAGAGUUUAAUCGUUUGGCGUAUUUAAUUAUUAAAAGAAAAUAAUUUGUUGCUUCUUCGACGAAUCGUUUCGUUACGUAUGGACUUGUUUUAUCUAUCUAUCUAUCUAUCUAUCUAUCUAUCUAUCUAUCUAUCUAUCUAUCCCUCCCUCUAUCUUUUUUCUAGUUUUUUUUUUCUUUUUCUUUUCUUCGUUUUAUUUUUUCCCUCCUUUUCUUUCUUCUCUUUUUAUAAUAUUUGUAAUUGAUAAUUGUGUUUACUUUGCGAGUGGACAAUCGAAGGAUAAUAUAAUAUGGAUAAUCAUGGAUUGAAUUUCUUUCGGUAGCUACGUGAUUCUUAAUCGGUGAUUUUUUUUUAUUUUUAUUUUAUAUAUCUUCUCAUCGUUCUCCUUUUAUUUUUUCAUUUCGACGUUAUGUCGAUUUAACUUCCUAACGAACGUCAAUACGAAUGUCAAUAUAAUCGAUCUGAGAGUUUAGAGAUUCUAUAGAUGAAAAAGUUAGAAUGCUUGUAUCCGAUGGGAUACGAGUGAACUCAUCGAAGUUCGUUCGUUCGUUCGUUCGUUCGUUCGUUUAUCGAUGAGAAAACUUUCGUACUCUGUGAACUAGGCGAAUCAAAGAGGUGACAUUAGUCGUGAUGAAUCGUAGAUAAACGUCCGCUAGAUUGAAAUUAAUUAAACAUAGAACAAAUUUCUAGGAUUAUCUAUAGUAACUUUUACAAACACACGCGUAUAUACACACACAUAGACAUACACACAAAUACACACACAUACACACCUAUAAGCUGAUGCUAGAUUAGAUGAAUCGAAUCAGAAAAUGAAAAAGAACGAUGAACAUUAAUCGGUACCGUACAAUUAGAGUAUAUAUCAUUUUUCUUUAGAUAUUUUCUUUCUUAUUUUUUUAAUUAAUUUAUUUGAAGGAAGAUCAGCUCGAGAAUCGAGUCUAGUUUGUUAUCGUAGAACGAUCUAUGUAAUACGUGUCUAUCGGAAUUUGUUGUCACCGAUUAUUAUCUACGUAAUCGCAAGAGUUUUCGUAGCGACGAAUCGGAGAUUAUAGAUAGAGGAAUUAUUUCUAUUAACGAUAGAUCGAUAAAUUAUUGAUUAGAAACAAUAAUAUACAAUGAGAACAUCGUUCCUCGUAUACGACGAAUCGAAUUCAGUAUCGACGAUUGAAUCGAUUCGAUGAGACGAAAUCAAUGGAAAGAAUGGAUAUAUCCUCGCGAAUGGUUUUGGAUCGAUGCCUCAAGUUAUCUCGAUCGUUUACCAUUCGCUUCGGAAAAUCGAAUUUUUUUCCCUACGGCUACGAUCCAUCGCGCGAAGCCGAAUAAAUUGUUUUACGAUGAUUUAAGCUUUUACGAGAUGGAUCGUACAAAAUGAUCGUGAAAUCGGCAUAUCUGUACAUAUGUAUGAUAUAUAUCGUUUUAACUUAUACACACGACUAUUGUUACUUUUACAAUAAAUCAUUGUAGAUAACAUUGACCACUAAAAAUAAACGAGAGCUAAGUUAA
This is a messenger RNA of Vespula pensylvanica (western yellowjacket), 2881 nucleotides long. Its product is annotated as lateral signaling target protein 2 homolog. The record is from RefSeq and is a predicted model, not a curated record. Lineage: Eukaryota; Metazoa; Arthropoda; Insecta; Hymenoptera; Vespidae. Bases 139 to 1101 code for a protein of 320 amino acids. The transcript has 3 exons.